Molecule: messenger RNA, 1782 nt
Organism: Owenia fusiformis
Lineage: Eukaryota; Metazoa; Annelida; Polychaeta; Sabellida; Oweniidae
Source: the annotation of a GenBank genome assembly
AUACCUUUUGGCGGAUGGAUAUGGAACCUCAUACCCUGAAAGAAAACCUCGAAGGGGAUUACCCUAUUUUUAUUAGGGAAUCCCACGGAUGGUGAGAUGGGAAGUUCAGAAUCCCAUGAUUCUGGAAAUUUUGCUAUAAAAGUAGGGGACGAAAUCCAUGAGACCAUUGUCAAGAUCUUGCACAUUGUUUUCAGGGUGAAAUGGAACUCCAUACACAGGUAAUGUCUGCGCUGCUCGGGAUAGUAGCAGUCAAUGAACUUCUGAAGAGACUUGGAAUGCCUCACCUACGCAUCAGCACAAGUGCAACGCAGCCUUCUUCGAGUGAAUCAUCUGACCCUUUGGCUGACACCAAUGAAGUGUCAACCCUACGUAGAACAGACGACAGCACAUCAGCAUCCAAUGAUUACAAUGAUGGGUUGGAAGAAAGGGCAGGAAUCGAAGAGGAGGGAGGGGGUGACACGUCUGAAGUUCAGGAAUUCCCACAUGGUGCCAUGUCACAUGGGGUUCAACUAUGUAAAGAAGAGACAACAGUUGACGUUAGGCAAUGCCACAACGUCCAGGUUGGAUCUGGGACAAAUAUCAUUAACAAUUACAUUCAAGGUUUUAAGUUUCAUAUUGGACAUGUGUAUGCAGCAAAUUACUUCUUUGCAUACCUGAAGAUUGUCAUUCAACAAAAUCAACGGCAUGUAGGAUUGGAGGACAAAAUUGAAAUGUACAUGAAUGAAAAGAAAUUGACAGAAAACAAUAUCAAAAUGGCAAAAAAACUUUAUAUAUUUGUACCUGAAUGUGGAAACUGUCCAAAGUUAAUGAGCGACAAGGACCCGAACAUGAAGGAAACAGGAUGCAUCGAAUUACAAGCAAAUCGUGCAGGUUCUUCGAGGCCAUACAAAAACACAGCGUGGUCAUUUGAGAAGGGGCACCAGGUGUAUCAUGUGUUGGCGGAAUAUGCGUCCAUCCUCCAAACGUUGACAGAGCUGCCAGGAUUGGAUGACGAAGAUAGGAAAAGUACUACAAAGAACUUCAGUGAAUCUCUCAAAAUUUUCAUCAGCAACACAUUUGAGGAUGACGGUUUUGUUGUUGAGCUAUUGGACAUUAAUGAUGCAUCGCCCAUGAUAUCUGAUAUCCUUGAAGAGAAAAUAGAAAAUGACCUUUAACACUUUAGUUAAGGAAUACUGAAAGGCGUGACCUUGCAAUAGGUCUUUGGCUUUCCUCAUUUUCUUUUAUAAUAUAUAGUAUUUCCAACAUUUCCCAUGCAAUAUAACAAUCAAGAGUCAAGCUUAUAAGCCAGAGCCAAUAUGUUGGCAAUUUACCGGCACAUUAUGCUAGCAUAUUUUGACGUGCUUAAGCUGUACAAAGUAUCAUUAAAAACUUGUUGCUAAACUGUAAAUAUGUUUUCAAACAUUAUAACUGUAACAGUUUAUUGGAUGUUAUCUACAUUACUCUGUAAUAUAAGCAAAGAAAUUACUUAUAAUUCACCAUUUGAAGGAAGUGUUUAGAAAAAUGUAAAUUUUAAAAGCAGCAGAUUUGUCACUUAUAGCUUGAGUUAUCUUUCCACACCUUACAUGCCUUAAGUAUUAUCCAUCAAAUAUAACAUCAAAGGCAAUAGAUACUUAUUUGAUGAAUGAUGAAUAUUUCUGGGUAAAUCUAUCUAUAUACAUACUUGUAUAUUAUACGUAUAUUAUUCCAUUCAGUUAUCUAAGCUAAACUGCAUAAUAUGUGAAAUAUCAUAUUACGUAAGACUUAGCUUGUAACUUGCGUAAUUUGUAAGUCGAAUAAGGUAUA